AACAUGGCAAAAAGUAAUUAAGAAAACAGACUAAAUUGAAUGAUAAUGUUCUAAAUUUAAAGGCUUUUUUGCUGCUUUGAACAUGAUCCAGGAUGGAAAAACUACAAAGCAGGACUGGUCAAAUCUGGAUAGUGUUAUUCUACACUCCAGGUAACUUCUAUGAAACAUAGUUUGUGAGUUUGGAUAUGUUUAUUCAAAUAUCAUUUUUAAGGCUUUUUAUGUCUUGUACCAGGAUUCAGCUUGAAAAUGAGGUGAGAUUCAGAUCUCUCUCCCCCCCUGAUUCCCACUUUUUGUGUUUUAAAUCAUGUUUAUAUUUAAUAUCUUUACUAGAUUCUAGAGGAAGAAUGGAAGUCACAGAGCAAAGUUUCAGCACCACCUGCUUGCGUUGGUCCAUUGGUUUUUUUAUUACAGAACAUCAAAUCUUAAAGGGCUAACUCACUAUUGUCAACUCCACUCAGCUGUCGGACGGUCUGACUAAAGUCAGUCGCCUCAACAUCUUCACACUUUAUACAUCCAAACGAGUUCAAGUGGUUACAGAUUCAUUUCCAAUAUGUUGUUUCUCUGUGUGAACCAAAGACCAAGACAGAAAGCCUUUAAAUAUCCCGCACCUCAUUACUGGAACCAAUUGCAGAAGGAUCUAAUGACUGAGGCUACGGUUUCAUCGAAUAGUUUCAAAGGGCUCUGCAAUCACAAAGGGACAGAAACCACUGACUGUAGAUGUUUUAUGUGAUUUGUUUUUGUUAGAGUCGUGUUUGAAAUUGUCUUGUUUUCAUCUGGUUUUGCUGCUGGAUAUCCAUCCCAGGACACUCUUGUAAAACAGACUUUCAAAAUCGACGAGUUUCACUUUAUGGCAAAAAUAAGGGUCACAAACAAACAAAGUUGCAGAACAUGAUGACUCCUGGAGAGUUAAAGCUUUAGAAUCAAAUAUAUUUUUGAUUAUUUUAUAAUUUGCUGAGUAUUUUCUUCUCAGAAUUCAGAAUAAGCUCAGAAUCCUUUUGGUUUUUUCCCCCCUGUGGCCCCAAUCUUCUUCUGUACAAGAACAGUGUUGGUUGAGUCCUAAACUAAUGUCGAUGCUUGGUAUAAAUUUAAGCAGCUGUAGUGUUUUUUCCUCCCAUAUCUCCCGUGUCUCUUCUGCUCCGUGCCUCAGGAGAAGGGGGGGUUAAAAAUCGCCUGCCAGGGCACGCCCAUCACUAGCGCUGUGGUUUUUACACCUGCCUCACCAACCCAGCCACUUUGAGCUCAGACCUCCAGGGAUUGCUUCACCUGCAGCCAGCACCGACCGCUUCCUCCGAGGCGUACCGCCGGCCGACGCUGCGGACAGGUGUCCAAACAUGAGCGCCGACGGCCGCUGACUGCAGCCCGCCUCCAUCCGACCAACUCUCUCUGCGGCGGAGGGGAAGCGGCGAGUGUUUUCCCCGCGCCACCGCGGGGGGACGUGCGCUAAGUGACGGAGGACACAAACAUGCAAUAGGCGGCAUCCCGGUCCGCCGCUACGCCAGAGCGCUCCCACCGGACCUGCUGAACUUUACCCCUCCACCCCCCCGCCCCUGACGCGAUGGCAGCCGCCACUCUCGGGGAAGUUGGAGGCGUCCUGCACGGCAUCGACGGCGUCGUUCACGUCGGCUCCCAUUUCGUUCUCACGCCUCCCGGGUACGGGCCGACUCUGCUGGGGGAGCCCCACCUCGCCCCCGGGGACAGGCGGUACCUGCCGACCACGCCGGAUCUGAAGCACUUAAAGGGCAUUCUGAGGAGGCGGCAGCUGUACUGCAGGACGGGGUUUCAUCUGGAAAUACUUCCGGACGGCACGGUGCAGGGGACCCGAAAGGACCACAGUCGCCAUGGUAUUUUGGAAUUCAUAAGCCUCGCUGUGGGACUGAUAAGCAUAAAAGGAGUGGACAGCGGGCUUUACCUGGGGAUGAACGACAAAGGGGAGCUCUAUGGCUCUGAAAAGCUCACAGCCGAAUGCGUCUUCAGGGAGCAGUUUGAGGAAAACUGGUACAACACCUACUCGUCCAACCUCUACAAACACGGGGACAAAGGGACACGUUACUUUGUGGCUUUAAACAAAGACGGGACUCCAAGGGACGGGACGAAAUCCCGACGGCACCAGAAAUUCACACACUUCCUGCCCAGGCCCGUGGACCCAGAGAGAGUGCCAGAACUGUAUAAGGAUAUCCUGGGACACAGUUGAGACGCCAAAGUCCCGGAUCGGGGAGUAGCUGCUUUAACGCCCCUGUUCGGCAGGGAGCGAAAUAAUAACAAAAAAGAAGCAAAAACAAAAGCGAGGCCGAGACGAUGCCGGGCGCAGGCAUGGCGGACCAUGACAGGCACCGGGGGUGGGGGGGGAGAGAAGGGGAAGGAGGGGGCAUCUUGUAGGAAUGCACAGUGGCCAUCUCUCAGCGGCCACGAAGACAGGCUAGAAUGCCUCGGCAUGAGGGGCUCGUUUGUUCUGGAGGCCGGAGCAUCCCGUCCCAAGAUGAGUCCAGGGGGGACGAGCAGGGAAGCGGAGCCCAGGAGUCCCGCUGCGGAUUUGCCUGGCGAUCCUUUUCUUCGAGCGAGAACCUGCCGUUGGUUGAGAAGGACUUUGAAGGAAUUCGUUUUUGUUUUUUUUAUUUCAGACCUGUGUCGAGACAUUUUGAAAAGUGUAAAAGUCUAUUUAUUCUUUUUUUUUUUUUUUUUAGACACACAUAUUUAUCUUUAUAUAUUUAUUUAUUGGAGAAUAUAUUUUUACAGGUAGAAUCACGCCAUAUAGAAAAGAAAAACAAUCCCCACUUGGAACCAUGUCAUUUUAUAUUUUUUUGAUCUUUAUACCUGAAAAAUAGGUAUAAAGUGAUAGAGUGAUACCCAGUGAUGCUAUGUAAUUUGAUCCAAAUUGUAAAACUUUUUGAAAAUCUCUGCGAAUUUGACAUGUACUCUCUCCCAGCUUUUAAUUGUAUGUCUUUUUUAAUUAGUAAUUAUGGCCAUGCUAUUGUAACGCAUCAGAUAGGGACGCCACGAUGCAACACUGAGUAAAAAUUAAACACUAUCACAAUAUUUACCACAAAAAUGAUCCAAAUCGAUUUAUUAGUGCAAAUUUUAAAACAGAAUUAUUCUUCCGACCUUGAAAAUAAUGUGACAAAUCUUUCAGGUGUAAUAAAAAGCAUGAAACAAA
Molecule: messenger RNA, 3151 nt
Organism: Xiphophorus couchianus (Monterrey platyfish)
Lineage: Eukaryota; Metazoa; Chordata; Actinopteri; Cyprinodontiformes; Poeciliidae
Gene: fgf20b
Product: fibroblast growth factor 20b
Exons: 3
Coding region: 1556-2191 (211 amino acids)
Molecular function (GO): growth factor activity
Source: RefSeq, a predicted model, not a curated record